AUGGACGCUCUCAUUGCUCAGGCCAUUCAAGACACUACAGUCUUGAGAAAGACCUCGGUAUCAUGGGAGCCUGAUCAGCCCCAUCCGCAGUCUUACUAUGCCUUUGAUGCAACCACAUCUUCUUGGAUACGAAAGUCACCAUCUGGCCAAGAAUACUGCCCGGCUGAGAAUAAAACAUGGCUUACGAAAAUUGCUGUCUACAGCUGGAAUAUCGACUUUAUGCUGCCUUUCGCUGAGUCUCGCAUGAAGGCUGCCCUGGCUCACCUCGAGUCCCUUGUGAGCUCAAAAUAUCUCUCGUCGGACACAGGUCUCGUAAUAUUCCUCCAGGAGUGCCGACCGUUUGACUUGGUCACCAUUGCCACUACUCCGUGGGUCAGAGAGCGAUUUCAUAUCAGCGAUCUCGAUCACACGAACUGGGCUACGACCCACUAUGGUACCGUGAUCCUCGUUGACUCUCGUCUUCCUAUCACGGCCACCUUUCGUGUACACUACUCCAAGACACGCAUGGAUCGCGAUGCACUCUUCAUGGAUCUAUCGGUCGGGUCCGACCGCAAGAAGGUCCGCGUAUGCAAUACCCACCUCGAGUCCAUGGCCUUUGAACCCCCCUUCCGGCCGUUCCAGAUGCAGCUUAUCGCAGGUUAUCUCCACGAUGAGUCCGUGCAUGCCGCGCUCGUUGCUGGGGAUUUUAACGCGAUCCAACCAGCGGAUCGGACGUUGCAUGUGGAUGGAAGUAAUGGCCUGAAGGAUGUUUUCCUGCAGCUGGGCGGGAAAGAGGACACCGAAGAGGGUUAUACGUGGGGCCAGCAGGCGGCCACAAAGUUACGGCAGCAGUUUGGCUGUUCACGGAUGGACAAGGUAUUUUAUUGCGGAUCUUUCAGGCCGACAAAAUUUGAGAGAUUCGGAGAAGAUAUCCUGGUGGAAGAAGAAGAGGAAUCUAAGGAGAUUGUCGAGCUCGGGUUCGAGAAGCCAUGGGUGACAGAUCAUCUGGGGAUCAUGGUGGAAAUGGAGAUUUUGGGACUCUCCACAAAGGUAUAG
This is a messenger RNA of Penicillium macrosclerotiorum, 1035 nucleotides long. Its product is annotated as endonuclease/exonuclease/phosphatase family protein. The transcript has a single exon. Gene Ontology annotation, biological process: double-strand break repair. The record is from RefSeq and is a predicted model, not a curated record. NCBI's taxonomy places the organism in Eukaryota, Fungi, Ascomycota, Eurotiomycetes, Eurotiales, Aspergillaceae. Gene Ontology annotation, cellular component: PML body; cytoplasm. Gene Ontology annotation, molecular function: 5'-tyrosyl-DNA phosphodiesterase activity; single-stranded DNA binding. The coding region runs from base 1 to 1035 and encodes 344 amino acids.